CUGACAUCGUCCGCAGUAUUCGUCUUUAUUGGUGGAUGGAUGAAUUUACACGAACAUUCCUCGCCUACAAGACAGUAAACAUGUACGCGCUCGUGAUCCUGCUGGGGGCGGUGGUGGGCGUGGCGAACUCGCACUCCUUUGAGUGGGGAAGCUGCAAGAAGGUCAAUCCGGUCGCGAACUUCCAGGCAGGUCAGUUCACCGGCAAGUGGUACGUCAUCGAGAUCUUCAGCACCACCAGCGACUGCAUGACCAUGUACUUCAACCUCACCGACGACGGCAGCUUCAAGGUCACCGAAACCAGGGAAUUCCACCCGUUGGAAGCGAUCGGUCUGGAUCACAGGUUCUCCAACGUCGGGACACUGAAGAAGGUGGACGGAUGGGAACCAGGCCGGUAUAAGGUGACUUGGCCGGGGGACUCUGACUUCUUCGGCAGCUUUGGCUCGAGAGAAGGAAUCAUCCUGGACACCGACUACACCAAGGCCGCCGUACUAAUGGAGUGUCAGAACUUCUCACUCUUCAAAAGGAUCUCGGUUGUCAUUUUGAGCAGGACGGAAUCCCUCGAUAGCUCCACCGUCACGCAGAUCAAAAAGGACCUGGAAGAGUUAGGCUACGAUGUCGAUGAUUUCGACAAGAUCGACCACAGUACCUGCAGCUCCGCUCCAGACUUCGAUGUCGGCCUCGACGAAGAUGGCACGUUCAGCCUCGAUGGCACUCCUUUGAACAUCCCUGCCAUCCCUAAUGUCGGGGAGCUGCCUGCCGAUGUCAUCCCCGACAUCAAUGAAGUCCUUACUUCCCGUAAGAGACGGUGAGAAGUACGGGAACACAACGGAUCCGGUCGUUUAAGCUCUUUGGAUUGAGUAGCAUAUGGGAGUAUAGAUGUGCGAAUAAAUGAUCUCGGAUCGGAUUCACAAUGGG
This is a messenger RNA of Penaeus chinensis, 915 nucleotides long. Its product is annotated as apolipoprotein D-like. The record is from RefSeq and is a predicted model, not a curated record. The transcript has 5 exons. Lineage: Eukaryota; Metazoa; Arthropoda; Malacostraca; Decapoda; Penaeidae. Bases 36 to 809 code for a protein of 257 amino acids.